Ceratotherium simum simum (southern white rhinoceros) is the source of this 3187-nucleotide messenger RNA. The record is from RefSeq and is a predicted model, not a curated record. Lineage: Eukaryota; Metazoa; Chordata; Mammalia; Perissodactyla; Rhinocerotidae.
UGGGGGCGGAGGCGGGGGGCGGGGAGCCCGAGGGGUGGAAGCCGGCGGCGGCGGCGGCCGAGCGGGGUCAGUUCUCUGUAGUGUUUGCCAAUGUGGGAGCCGUCUGCAAAGUGUCGCGGGCCAGAAGUUUGUGGAGCCGUGAGGGAUACAGAAGUUUGGUCAAUAUUGUUUUAACAUGCUUCAAAUAAAUCAGGAUGAGUCCCUUCCAGUAGCAGGUAAUAGGGAAAGGGGAGCCAGCAAAGAGACAUAGAAACUGUGUCCAAGUCAUUUCUGGGACCAGAGAUGGAAACGGAUUCUUCUGUGGAGAGACUUGCCUUGGCAGCUUCUCUCCAAGAUAAAAUGGCAAAUCCCAAAGAGAAAACUGCAGUGUGUCUGGUAAAUGAGUUAGCCCGUUUCAAUAGAGUCCAGCCCCAGUAUAGACUUCUGAGAGAAAGAGGGCCUGCUCAUGCGAAGAUGUUCUCAGUGCAGCUGAGUCUUGGUGAGCAGACGUGGGAGUCCGAAGGGAGCAGUAUAAAGAAGGCCCAGCAAGCUGUUGCUAAUAAGGCUUUGGCUGAAUCGCCCCUUCCCAAACCAGUGCAGAAACCACCCAGAAGUCAUGUUAAUAAUAACCCAGGUAGUAUAACUCCAACCGUGGAGCUGAAUGGGCUUGCUAUGAAAAGGGGAGAGCCUGCCAUCUACAGGCCGUUAGAUCCAAAGCCCUUCCCAAAUUACAGAGCCAAUUACAACUUUCGGGGCAUGUACAAUCAGAGGUAUCAUUGCCCAAUGCCCAAGAUCUUUUAUGUUCAGCUGACUGUAGGAAAUAAUGAAUUUUUUGGAGAAGGAAAGACUCGGCAAGCUGCUAGACACAAUGCUGCAAUGAAAGCCCUUCAGGCACUGCAGAAUGAACCUAUUCCAGAAAAAUCUCCUCAGAAUGGCGAAUCAGGAAAAGAAAUGGAUGAUGACAAAGAUGCAAAUAAAUCUGAGAUCAGCUUAGUGUUUGAAAUUGCUCUGAAGCGAAAUAUGCCCGUCAGUUUUGAGGUUAUUAAAGAAAGUGGACCACCACAUAUGAAAAGCUUUGUUACUCGGGUGUCAGUGGGAGAGUUCUCUGCAGAAGGAGAGGGAAACAGCAAAAAACUCUCCAAGAAACGUGCUGCAACCACCGUCUUACAGGAGCUUAAGAAACUCCCGCCUCUUCCUGUGGUUGAAAAACCAAAACUGUUUUUUAAAAAACGCCCUAAAACAAUAGUAAAGGCUGGACCAGAAUAUGGUCAAGGAAUGAACCCCAUUAGCCGCCUGGCUCAAAUUCAACAGGCCAAAAAGGAGAAGGAGCCAGAUUACGUUUUGCUUUCAGAGAGAGGAAUGCCUCGACGUCGGGAAUUUGUGAUGCAGGUCAAGGUAGGCAAUGAAGUUGCUACUGGAACAGGACCUAAUAAAAAGAUAGCCAAAAAAAAUGCUGCAGAAGCAAUGCUGUUACAACUUGGUUAUAAAGCAUCCACGACCCUCCAGGAUCAACUUGACAAGACAGGGGAAAACAAAGGAUGGAGUGGUCCAAAGGCUGGGUUUCCUGAACCAACCAAUAACACUCCAAAAGGAAUUCUUCAUUUGUCUCCUGAUGUUUAUCAAGAAAUGGAAGCCAGCCGCCACAAAGUAAUCUCUGGCACUACCCUAGGCUAUUUGUCACCCAAAGAUAUGAACCAACCCUCAAGCUCUUUCUUCAGUAUAUCUCCCACUUCGAAUAGUUCAGCUACAAUUGCCAGGGAACUCCUUAUGAAUGGAACGCCUCCUACAGCUGAAGCCAUAGGUUUAAAAGGAAGUUCUCCUACUCCCCCUUGUUCUCCAGUACAACCUUCAAAACAACUGGAAUAUUUAGCAAGGAUUCAAGGCUUUCAGGUUCACUACUGUGAUAGACAAAGUGGCAAAGAGUGUGUGACCUGUCUGACAUUAGCCCCUGUGCAGAUGACUUUCCAUGCUAUUGGAAGCUCCAUUGAAGCCAGCCAUGACCAGGCAGCUUUAAGUGCCUUGAAACAAUUUUCUGAACAAGGACUGGAUCCAAUGGAAGGGGCAAUGAAUAUUGAAAAAGGUUCUCUUGAAAAACAAGCCCAGCAUCUGGGAGAGAAAGCGGACAAUAACCAGACACACCCGGGCCCCAUCGCUCAGGACUGCAAGAAAUCAAAGCCGGUCAUCUAGCAGCUCCCAGAACCAGGGCUGCCACCGCAUCCUUAUAAACCUGUCAGCACGCAUGAGGGUGUCUGUGUUCAAGGAAAUGAAUGACUAAUACCAUUAUUUGAGUCUUAUGUGAAGACAACACUAUUCUAACACAAGAGAUAAUAUACAUAGUACUGUUUGUUCAACCGGGGAAAACUAAAACUUUGAGCGUUUCCCUUGGAACUCGAGAUCAGAUCAUAACUCAUUUGCCCAGAGGCAGCGGAAAUCUGAUCCUGCUACUGGCGCUUAAAAUAACAAUUAAGGAAAAGUGUUAGAAACAGAGGUAAAAUUUUUAAAUGAUUAAUAGAGAAAUUGGGUUUGGUUCUGUUAUGAUUGUUUUGUCGUGGCACUUGUGUUCAGUUAUAUUCUCUCUCUCUCUCGUUUUAAAUAAUGCUUGACGAUUCAAAACUUAACCACUGACGUGCUGUGGAAUGUGAUGGUUGUUGUCUUCAUAUAGAGUCACACAGUGUCUCUUUUUAUGCAGAUAUUUGUAAUCUUCAUCCUGUAUCAAUAUGAAUAACUUUAAGGCGCACUACUCAAAGACAUAUGCAAACAAACAUGGUUUACAUCAGGUCAGAUAUUUGAUUAAAAAGAUGAAAUAAUGUUAGGCACAACUAGUUUCAGUGUACUCCAGGAAUUAAAAGACAAAAACAAAAACCACUUGUGGGUUUUGAUCUCCAUAAUGCUAUUAGCCACUAAGAAGGCGUCUUGCCUCUCUCUACACACCAUUUCUCUGCGUUCCACGGUCUGUUGUGGAAAUCACACCCACCCCAUCCGUGUGUUGUAGCCACUCACUGUCGCAUCAAGAGUGUUUUCAGUAACUGCCUCUGGACUUGGGACAGUGAGUAGGGUCAAAAUACAUACUGUACAUGGCGGGGAAGGGAAAGCCUGUUGGAGGAGCCGGGAGAGCCUUGCCAGCUUUUCUCCAGCCACGCUCUGGACCAGCAUGUUGGAAUCCAGCGUGUAGCAAAUGCAGUAAAAAUUUGGUUGCUUUCUGUGUGAA